Molecule: messenger RNA, 485 nt
Organism: Telopea speciosissima
Lineage: Eukaryota; Viridiplantae; Streptophyta; Magnoliopsida; Proteales; Proteaceae
Exons: 3
Coding region: 87-332 (81 amino acids)
Cellular component (GO): mitochondrion
Source: RefSeq, a predicted model, not a curated record
GGCCUUGCAGAUCUCUGCAGAUCUCUCAUCCACCAGAUACUGAAGAAAGAUCUCGCUUUUGCUUUUCUGCUCCAAGAGAAUCGAUUAUGGUUCUCUCCUUAGACUUUCAGGCUUUCAUUCUCCGUGCACGGGUGCUGAAGCUCUACAGACAAGCACUGAGAAUUGCUCGACGGGCUCCUAGUCAUUCCAGAGAUGAUUUAAGGCAGGCCAUUCGACAAGAAAUGGAGACUAACAGGCACUGUGACAACAAGCAAAGGAUACGCUUUUUGAUUAGCGAAGGAUUAGAGAGGUUGAAAGGUCUGGAUGAAAUGCUUGAUAUGCAGGGCCAUUAAUCGGUAGAGUUGAAUUGUAUUAUUUCUUUGCUACUGGAAGUGACAAGUUCACAAGCACCAGCAAACAUUUGGUGGAGUUGAUAAAAUAUGUAUGGUUUGAGAAACUUGUGCCUCUUAAAACUCGAGGAAGACUAUUUAUAAAUUAUUUAUAAU